CAAACUCAGAUCCGAAAUGCCCAAAUUCGGGUUGCUUUACUCCACUCGACCCUCGUCCUCACUCUUGAUUCCCGAAAGCUUCCGAACCCUAGAAUUUUCAAUUUGUUCUUCCCACGAAGCCUCGCUUUUCUUUCUUUACUUACCGCCAAUUUCAAAUUCCUUUCAACCAAUCAAACCAAAAAACUCCCCAAAACCAAAACCCUAAAAAAGGAAACCAUAGAAGGGGCGAUGGAUGGUAUUGAACCUUGCUCUUUUAAUCGCCAUCCUCAAUAUCCUCGUUCGACCAGAACUCGUCAUGUGUACAGUUACGGACCAGACGAAGAGCUCGAUGAUGAUGAAGAAAUGGAACAUGAAAACGACGACAUAGAUGACGAUAACGACGAUGACCCAGAUGUAUAUUACCGUCGUGUCAAAGAAAGCAAGCGUUUUGAAAGGUACCCAAAGCGGCAGAAGCUGCGGACUUCAGUCCCCAGCUUCCAGUACACACCCGACCCUGGAGAUAGCUUCAAAACUGCAUACGAUUGGUCCCAGCAAGAGAUUUAUGUUCUGUUAGAAGUUUGGGGGAAUAGGUUUUUGCAAUUGGGGAGGAGGAGUUUGAGGGGCGAAGAUUGGGUUGAUGUAGCUGAGAAAGUUAGUGAUGCUUUGAAGAGUGUGAAAAAUGAAGCCCAGUGUAGGCGUAUGAUUGAUGGGUUGAAGAGGAAGUUUAAGAAAGAGAAGUCGAAAGCAGCGAAAAUGGGGUUGAAUUCAAGUAAAUGGCCGUUUUUUAGGAAAAUGGAGAUGUUAAUGGGGUUGGGUUCUUCGUUUAGGCAACAAGAAUCAUGGUUGGCUUGUGGAGUGGAUUCCGGGGAGUUUGUGUUUAUGAAUCCGCAGGUUUAUUUGGAUAGGUCCACCGGUUUUGAUGAGAUGAGGGAUAGUCCGGCCGAGUCAGAGAUGGAGGAGGAUGGAGAAGAGGCUGGUGGAGAGUCGAGGGUGGAAGCCGAAGUACACGAUGAGCAUUCAAUGAGGAUGUUGGCUGAUUCGGUGCAGCGGUUUGGUAAGAUAUAUGAGAAGAUUGAGAGUAGUAAGAGGGAGCAUAUGAAGGAGUUGGAGAAGAUGAGAAUGGAUUUUCAGAAGGAAUUGGAGGUACAAAAGAAGCAGAUUUUGGAGAGGGCACAAGCAGAGAUUGAAAAGUUGAAGGAAGAGGAUGAUGAAGAGGAGACAAAUGAUGAGGACAACGAUAAUGAAAAUUCCGUGGAGAAUUUUAGCGAAUAGGUUUCUUGGUGUGUAUUUGUGUAUCUUUGUUUUGGCAUAUCAAAUUGUUUUCGUUAUUGUAGACCAUUUAAUGUUGGAAAUAUUGCAUUUGUUUCUCCUG
Hibiscus syriacus is the source of this 1351-nucleotide messenger RNA. RefSeq names its product trihelix transcription factor ASIL1-like. The coding region runs from base 229 to 1251 and encodes 340 amino acids. Gene Ontology annotation, molecular function: transcription cis-regulatory region binding. The record is from RefSeq and is a predicted model, not a curated record. Gene Ontology annotation, cellular component: nucleus. The transcript has a single exon. NCBI's taxonomy places the organism in Eukaryota, Viridiplantae, Streptophyta, Magnoliopsida, Malvales, Malvaceae.